CUCAAGGAAGGGCCAGCUGCGAUCAGUGCGGGGAAAAGAAGAAAGACAAGAGAAAAGUAGAUGGAACAAAACACAGAUGAAGGGAAACAGACAGAAAAGAAAGAUGUAAUGAAAUGCUGGAGUGAAGAAGUGCCGAGUGCAACCCUCAGCAGAAUGAAAAAAGAAAAAGAAGAUAAAAGACGACAUGUCUAAGAUUUGUAAGGGACUCGCAGGACUGUCUGCUUGCUGGUGUCUUUUGACACUUGUUCAUUGUUCGUCUGAAACUGAUGCAACCAACAUAUGCAACGCCAAUCAGUUUAAGUGUGGAAAUGGGAGGUGCAUCACCCGCAGGUGGAUUUGUGAUGGAAGUGAUGAUUGUGGUGAUGGAACUGACGAGCUGCCCGCUAGCUGCGGAGUCAAAAUCUGUUGGGAUUCGCAGUUCAACUGUAGCAAUCCCAUGAACCAGUGCAUACCAAAAGACUGGCAAUGUGACGGCAAAGCCGACUGUACUAACGGCGCUGAUGAGAAAAACUGCACGGCCAGGCCGUGUGGAGAUCGUGAGUUUCGUUGUGCCAAUGGCCAGUGCAUAUCCAAGAGCUUUGUUUGUGACAACGACAACGACUGCUCAGAUGGCUCAGAUGAGGUUUCCUGUUCCAAAACCAACUGUAGCCCUCACUCCUUCCAGUGCAACAACUCAGUGUGCGUGCCUGCGUUGUGGAUCUGCGAUGGAGACAUUGACUGCACCGAUGGGUCUGAUGAGUGGCCCGAGAACUGUGGAAGAAAGCCAGAGAAGACGCCUCGCUGCAGACCUCACGAGUUCCAGUGUGCAAAUGGGGACUGUAUCCCUGGCAACUGGAAGUGUGACGGAGGGUUCGACUGCCGGGAUUAUUCGGACGAGGCUAACUGCAGCAAAAACGAGUGUUUGACUGGAAAUGGCGGAUGCUCUCACCACUGCAACGAUCUAAAGAUUGGAUACAACUGCUCAUGCCCUGCUGGAUACAGGUUAAAAGCAGACAACAAAACCUGUGAAGACAUUGAUGAAUGCACUGAGCCGGACACUUGCAUUCAGAUUUGCAUCAACCUGCCAGGCAGCUACAAGUGUGAUUGUGAAGAGGGCUAUGAGAUUAAUCCUGCCACUAAGACCUGUAUAAAAAAGUUAGAUUUAAAAAGUUAAUGCAUUGGUAUUGAUGACCAAUAUUAAUACUACAUUUUACUAUACUGCCACCUAUUGUCUGUUUUGUCGUAUCCACUUUUGGAUGCCAACAGGAGGACACAUGACCAAAUCUUGGAAUAAACAUAACCAUGUAACACUCACUGAGUUACAGAAAAUAUUUUAAAUGUCAAACAUGGGUCUUAAGGUCAAAUAUUGCCAUCAUAAGUUUCCCUAUUAAAACAUUAGCUUCCUUUAAA
Messenger RNA from Neolamprologus brichardi, 1389 nucleotides. NCBI's taxonomy places the organism in Eukaryota, Metazoa, Chordata, Actinopteri, Cichliformes, Cichlidae. The record is from RefSeq and is a predicted model, not a curated record.